CUGCACGCCUUACCUCUAAACGCUGAUCACACGUUAUCGCAUCCUAAACAUUACCCGGGAUACUACACCGACUCUCCCGACUAAAUGUGUCGUCAUGUCUUUCCGCUCAGCCGGGAGUGUCGCUAAGAACAAGAAGUUUUACAAGGGUUUGCUACCUUCCAAGGACGAAAAAGCGCAGCGUAGCAGUAACCCGCAGAGCCGGCGCGGCGGUGCUCAACCUCAGCCGCAUUCACGGAAGCGGGCCGCAGACGGGCGCUUCGCAGCAGAGCAGCACCAGCACCAGCAGCUAGAGGACCUCGAGGGUUACGUCGAGGAGACUGUCGAGGGUGCUGCCGGGGACCCGGGUGCUGCCGGGGACUCGGGAGCAGCGCUCAGGGACCACACGCGACAGACACGCAGAGACGCAAAACAGUCCCUCGCCCAAAGCCCACAGCUCACGUCGGCUUACCUGCGGGACUACGCGGAUGCUAGUGCUGCUCGUCAGCUGUUGCUGCAGUGCCAAGCAGCAGCAAUCACCGGCCUUGUGGAGGCGCGGGGCAGUGAGUGCCCCGAAUGCUGCGAGCCUUGCAACCUGACGCACAAGGUGCCGGUGGUGGUCGUCACUUGGGAGCAGCCGGUCAUCGUGGCCGUGCCGGUGCUAUGGUGCAAGCGCUGCUGCAAGUUCGUCAGCAUGCAGCCCACCGUUGUGGAUUGCCUGCCGGACACGCCAACAUCGUGGGACCUGACCAAACGGGCGGAGGGGCAGAUGGUGUUGUGGUGGCACGCCACAACACUCCAGCAGUUCUCCCGCCUAUGCUACUCAAGUCGGCAUCAGAGCGCAGACGCAUUUGCAGCUGCCAUGUUGGAGGUAUGGCGGUUGAACAGCGUCUGGCCUCUCAGCGACUCAGCGGCAGCGGCAGCUCCGAAGCUGGGCAGGGACAAGCUACGGAAGCGCAUGCGCUACGCGCUCAACGCCUACUACCACCUGGAUGGCGUAGUACCGGUGGCGGAGCCAGCUGCGGCACCAGCAGCCACUGCAGACGUGGUUGCAGCUGGCGCGGAGCAAGGCGGAGACACCAGCAGGGAGGGAGUGGUGGCGGAGCCAGCUGCGGCACCAGCGGCCACUGCAGACGUGGUUGCAGCUGGCGCGGAGCAAGGCGGAGACACCAGCAGGGAGGGAGGCGGGCGUGACGGCGGCGACGGUCCACUGCAGGGCAGGGGGCCGGGGGCGGCGGCGGCAGUUGCCAUCACCAUCACUGCCACCGCCUCAUCAGCUGCAUUUACUGUCAUCGCCACCACCGCAUCAGGCGCUGAGUCGAUGGCGGCAGUAGCAGCUGGUGGUGAUGGGCGUCAGGAGGCAGGCAGGGCAGGAAACCUAGGCGGGGAAGGUGGCCCUUCAACUGCAGUGCGGCGUGCAGACGCGGGGCAGCAGCAGGGCGGUGAUCCGGCGGCGCCUACACCUGCAAGUGUAGCCGCGCGCCCAGUGCUGAUGGAUGUGUUGGCGGGACCCGGCUGCAUUCAUUCCCUGCACUUUGAUGGCUGCUUCAAGCUGAACUUGCUGUCCAGGGGCAAGUUUCACUGUCAGCUGUACAAGCAGUGGGAGCGACGGCGCUACUUCCUGCACAACGGGGCGGUGAACGAGGUGGACGGGACCUGGGCGACAGACAACGGCCCGAGUCGUUGCUCCACCUUCCAUGCUGACCGCGUGCUGGCGUCGGAGAACAGCAAGAACCUGAUCACAGGAGCAGGAGCGGUGCUGUGUCGGCACGGCAUGCUGAUGCGCCUUAUGAACCUGUUUACGGGUGAGCGGCACAUCUACGCCAUUGCAGCCAUGUACUCCUUCCUCCGUGUGGGAACAGCGAUCCAGUUUUGGUGGUACGACAUUGCGUGCCGCUGGAGCAAGUCUCUCGCUAAAUGGCUUGCCGAGCCUGGGCGGAGCACCGCUGUAGUGGCGCUGGGCUGUGCCGUGAUGUGCCUCAUCCAGCCAUGGCACCGCUACGCGCACAACUUCGCUUGCCAAAAGGAGUUCGGGCAUACCCAACAGCCUGGGGUGGGUCGGGGCACGGGUGAGCCGGCAGAGGUGUUCAACAGCGUGGUGGGGCCGCAUGGGGCCGUGACGCGGUACAUGGCCCCUGCCAACCGCGAGGCGCACCUGGAGCACGUGUCCCGGCUGUACAGCGAUCAGGUGCUGCUCGGCUUGCCGGCACGCCUGUGGCGCGCUAGGCGCAAGGCGGCGCUCAUCGCGGGAACGAUGCGGGAACGCAUCGCUCAGCUGGAGGCCGCUCUCGGUGGCAAAAAGGAAGAGGUGCUGGCGCGUAUCAAGCAGCAGAUCGCACAGCGCACCCAGCGCCCAGAGGCUCCGCUCCCAGCUGAGCCGCUGCCCGCAAGAGCGCAGUAUGUGCGCAGCCGUGCGGUGGUGGAGAGGCUACAACGCCUGGACGCGGUGGAUGCCCCGGGAGAGGUGCCGCUGGACCUCCUGUACGGUGGUGCGGGCGACCUAACGCUACGACAACGUCCGCAGGUCAUCAAGUCCAUGAAGGAGCAGGCCCAGCGCCACGAGCAGGAGCACCCUGACUGGAAGCUGUGGGCGCCUUCUUCGCAGGACUUCCUUGCGGGCCUGCAUGCAGUGGCGGCCAGCGACCUGCAAGAGCUGUACGCGGAGAUUGAGGCGUCGGUACUGGACUACUACUGCCUGGAACAGCUGAUGUCGUCGCUGCAGUCGCGGAAGAAGGAGCAAGGCCUGGUGAAGAAGGAGAAGGACAAGGCCAUCGCUAAGAUUCGUGAGGCGUGGGACAAGGCCGUGCGGUGGAGCAAGUGGUGCCUUGCGCACCCGGUGGGCGGCACUCCUGACGCUGACGCUGUGAUGCAGCGGAUAACGGGGCAGGACGGGCGGGGCCGCGGGCCGGAUGCCGUGUUCAGCGAAGUGCUGCGCCAGGAUUUCCCAUGGGGAGUGUGCACCACAGAGGGUCCUAGCCCCCGUGUCGAGGCCACGUUACUGCGGUGCAUGCAUGAGCUGGCAAGGUGUUCAGAGGAAGAGUUGAUCAUUGAGAGCGAGGGAGAAUGUGCGGUGCAGUACUACAGGAAGCGCGUGGAGUGCUUGAAGCACCAUUUGCAGGCGGCAGUAGCUGACUCGUCCCAUGCCCUGCUGUUGCGAGAGCACAUGAGCGCACACGAGGCAAUGCUAUCAGCAUGGGAGGGCUUUGUGGGCGGUGAUGAGCCACCUGUUGACCGCAGCUACCUAGACUUCCAGGACGAUUAGGCGCGCCGUGGCAUGCCGUUGUACAUACUAUCGUAUGCCUGCUGUUGCCCUGGGAGGCCACGCGUGGUGGUGGGGCUAGGCUGGCGAUCAGCAACGCCGCGCGCACGUGUGCAAUGAACUGUGGUCAGGAAUGUGUAUUGAGUGCCCCAACGUCGCGUUGCUGUUGAGAGGCGGGCUGGACAGAAGACGAGGUGGUCCUGGUAGUAAAGGACGUGUGCCUGCUGGGAGCCCCUGCGCGUGGUGUUGCCCUGGGAGGCCACGCGUGGUGGUGGGGCUAGGCUGGCGAUCAGCAACGCCGCGCGCACGUGUGCAAUGAACUGUGGUCAGGAAUGUGUAUUGAGUGCCCCAACGUCGCGUUGCUGUUGAGAGGCGGGCUGGACAGAAGACGAGGUGGUCCUGGUAGUAAAGGACGUGUGCCUGCUGGGAGCCCCUGCGCGUGGUGUUGCCCUGGGAGGCCACGCGUGGUGGUGGGGCUAGGCUGGCGAUCAGCAACGCCGCGCGCACGUGUGCAAUGAACUGUGGUCAGGAAUGUGUAUUGAGUGCCCCAACGUCGCGUUGCUGUUGAGAGGCGGGCUGGACAGAAGACGAGGUGGUCCUGGUAGUAAAGGACGUGUGCCUGCUGGGAGCCCCUGCGCGUGGUGUUGCCCUGGGAGGCCACGCGUGGUGGUGGGGCUAGGCUGGCGAUCAGCAACGCCACGCGCACGUGUGCAAUGAACUGUGGUCAGGAAUUCGCACAAUGAUGGCAAACAAAAACGUGUUGUGGCCUUACUACCUGUGCCG
Molecule: messenger RNA, 4018 nt
Organism: Chlamydomonas reinhardtii
Lineage: Eukaryota; Viridiplantae; Chlorophyta; Chlorophyceae; Chlamydomonadales; Chlamydomonadaceae
Exons: 10
Coding region: 95-3238 (1047 amino acids)
Source: RefSeq, a predicted model, not a curated record